Messenger RNA from Danaus chrysippus (African queen), 2469 nucleotides. The record is from the annotation of a GenBank genome assembly. Lineage: Eukaryota; Metazoa; Arthropoda; Insecta; Lepidoptera; Nymphalidae.
AUGAUUGUGUUAAAAAUUUUCUUUUUGUUCCUGCCUCUGCUGCUCGUAAAUGCACAGGGCGGUGGAAGAUUUGGUUUUCCUAGUCGAUUUGAUUUUCGAAGGCCCAUAGUAAGACCAUUUCCACGACCUAGUGUAUCCCCUGCUCCAGAUACUCCAAUGCCCACAGAAAAAAGUACUGAAAAGAGUACAACCACUGAAAAAAUUCUAGAACCUGUUCCAACAACGAAAGCUGUUUUAACUACAAUUUCUCCAAUUAUCAUUCCCAAAACUACUACGCCACCUUUGUCAAGAAUGCCACCACGUGGACGUUUUUGGCCUCGACCUGUAUUUGAGCCCAAACCUGCCUCUGUGGUGAAUUCUCCAAUCGAAACAUCGACAGGGGCCUUGGAAAUAGUUACCCCGAUGAAAAUUUUUCCUGUAUAUUCUCCGGUCCUAACGGAAUCGAAUAUACCAUCAACAAGAUCACCGUUCAUACCUAAUCGUAUAACAAGUAAUAGUCACCAAAAUUUUGAUCUCAAUUCUCAAAAUUCUCCAUUUAUGUCUCAAAAUACAAACGAAGAUGAUAAAACUGCUGGAUAUCAAACCGAAAAAGUUAGUAGUGAAGAAUUGAAAACUACAUCAGAAUUACCCUCAUCUACACAAGAACUUUUAAAGGUCACGGAAGAUUCUAUAAAUAACAAGCCAACCGUUUCGUCACCCUCAAUAGUAACAGAAACUGAGACAGAAAAAAUAGCUACAACUUCAAAAGCGUUAUUACUCGAAGAAAGUACAAAAUAUGAACACCCUUCAAGUUUAAAUCCAGUCGAGUAUACUAAAGCCUACGUAUCUCGACCUACACCAACAGUUACAUCGACUCCCAAAAUAAUUAUUGUACCAGCAAUUACAGUGACGUCAAAUGCACCACUUGACGAGGAAAGCAACAAUGAAUUUUCAAAUUUCAACAUAAGAAAUCGAGUGCCACCUUAUACAUCCCACGCUUUGAAUGUACCGGUACCUGAGAAUCGACGAGAUUUUACUUCUGGUUCAUCUUUUCCAUCAAAGGAUAGUAUAAUAACAGCAGUGACUACAGAAAAACCGCCAUCAACAAAAGAAACAAAAGAGUACCAUAGCAAAGAACCUUCUACAAACGAACCGGUAAUAAAAGUAGAAGAAACUCCAUUUAAGUUAGUUCCAACAACUGAAGCCACCCCAGCGAGGACUAAUGUUUAUAAAUUAUCAACUAACGGUAUUAACAGCUUCAAAGAUAAUUAUUAUGAGCAAACAACAGCUGCACCUAAAAUUUUCUCCACAUCAACAAAGGAACCUAAAAAAUAUGCCAUACCUAUAGCUACUGCAGGCCCAGUUAUUGGCGAACAAAAAAUGGACGAUGAUCGAGGCUUUACGCCAAAGAAUCCUGUAAUAUGGCCAAUUGAAAAUUCUGAAAAAACAAAAAUCCCAACGGAUGGUUAUAAAUACGACACACCCAUUUAUCCUAUAUAUUCCAAUAAUGAAGCAAGUUACGAGAAACAAAAAUCUAUUACAAAUGCACCAACUGUUAUGACUAAUCCUACAACAAUAACUGAAAAGUUUACUCUACCGACGACAUCUAAACCAUUGAUAACUGAUGAUUACAAGAAAUACGAUUUGACCUCAGAAACUCCAAUAGAAUAUACCAGUCAGCAUGAAAUAACAACAGAAUCGUCGUAUAAAUUAGAUACAUAUUCCACACGUUCAGUUUCUCUAAGCAAUGAUGAAGAGAGUUACCUUAAAGAGGACGGGAAACCAGAAGUCAUUAAUACGUCUAAUUCAUCGCAAUCAUAUAGAACCUGGUAUCAUAAAACCGGUAAGCCAUCAACUGAGCCACCAAAGGCCGUUAUAAUUCAGCUCUCGAAUAACAACCGAUAUACUAAAACAACGACUGCACCUAAGCCAUCAGUUCGUUAUACCACUCCACAACCAAAGAAUUCGUACGUAGAAAAAGUGUAUGACAUAGGAAACUUUAAAUGUAAGGACGAUGGAUUCUAUCCAAUAACAAAUCAAUGUGACGACUUCAUCGAAUGCAAGUCUGGAGUCGCUAUACAAAACUCUUGCCCUGAUGGACUUCAUUUCAAUCCGGCAGCUAAACACUCCGAAUUUCCAUGUGCCUACCCUUCAGAGGUUAAGUGUGAGAGCCAAGCUGCCAGUCGUAAAGCUCAACCAACUUCCGAAUGUCCGCGUCGCUAUGGCUACUUCUCUCUGCCGAGUGGUGCCUGUGACAAGUACAUUAUGUGUCAAGAGGGUCUGGCCACAGUGAUGUCUUGUCCCGCAGGACUUGCCUUUAACAUAGCCACAAGCAGUUGCGAUUGGCCUUCGAAUGUUCCCGACUGUGUGCCUGAUGGCAAGCAAAGACAGCGGGAUGUUCCUUUAGCGCAGCCCUGCCGAGCGCCAACGUCGCCCCAGUUGACUCGAAUCGAACGAUUGCGUAGUCGCGCAAGGACCCCUGGGCUCUGA